GCCUGCUCGCGAUGAAGUCAAAACUGGCCUCCCUUUCCUUCGGGGGCCUACGGGCGGCAGCCGCCUGCCGUGAGGCCGAAUCUUCUUCUCUCUCCAUCGUCAUCCUUUCUCGUUUUCGCCGCCCUCAUUCGCACUUCUCUCUUCCUCACCCGAUUUCCGGUCGAGAGUAUCGUCCCUCGACUCAUUCUCGCAGAUUUUGUUAUGGCUGUCAAGACUGGAGUUCACCAUCAGAUUCUUCCACUCCCCGAUUCCUACGGCCCUGAGGAUGACACUGCCUACGGGGACGACGAGCCCAGUUCAUCUUCCAAUGACGAGUCUGACUACUCUGACGACGCCGACGACUGUGAGGAUGGCUACUCGACCCCAUGACUGAGCCGGAAUCUGGCUUCGAAACCCAUCCACUGGCAUCACAACGACCACGGAAGCCUCCCACCAGCGCUUCCAGGCACAAUAAGACUCCGGCCAUACCAUCGCAGUUGCCCGAGUACAGCGACGACCCCGACGAUAACACUGAUGAAGAUAUCGCGAAUGUCCCUCUGGACUUCGGAAGGUCAAAGCACAGCAAAAAACGAACCGCUCGGAUCGAGGAACGAUGGCACAAAUAUUGUGGUGUGAAAGCAGCCGAGGACGGUGCGCAUCUCAAAUGGCACGAUUGAUAGGUUAGUCGGAAUAAAGGAAAAGUAAGCAACCCGAAACGGAAUAUUGGGGCAUUUUCUCAAUACGUGGUUCGUUGCGUAAACUUGACUCGG
Molecule: messenger RNA, 749 nt
Organism: Talaromyces stipitatus ATCC 10500
Lineage: Eukaryota; Fungi; Ascomycota; Eurotiomycetes; Eurotiales; Trichocomaceae
Exons: 2
Coding region: 366-656 (96 amino acids)
Source: RefSeq, a predicted model, not a curated record